Messenger RNA from Neocloeon triangulifer, 3506 nucleotides. RefSeq lists its product as uncharacterized. The transcript is spliced from 4 exons. NCBI's taxonomy places the organism in Eukaryota, Metazoa, Arthropoda, Insecta, Ephemeroptera, Baetidae. Bases 431 to 3490 code for a protein of 1019 amino acids. The record is from RefSeq and is a predicted model, not a curated record.
UGUACACAAAAGAAUUUGAAUUAAUUUUAUGUUAACUGAUUGUGAGAUUUUAGAAAAAAAAAUUGCACCAGAAACAAUGAUUGUCUGUGAUAGUUCUUGACAUAAUUUUAACGUUUAUUUCUCACAAUCAGAAGCAGCUUCCAACAUCCCUCAACAGAUAGCGGACGGACCCCUCUAAAAAUCACCAUAAUUAUACCUGCAUUGUAGAAAACCUCCCCCAGAGUGCCUUUAUAGCGUCUUUUCACAAAAAAGCGGAGCAGCUGCGCCCGCGGCCAGGGCCAGCCGCCGCCAGAUUGUUCGACCGCAGUAGCAUUUUCUUUUUCGAUCUCGCUUUGAAUGUUGAUGGUCAAGGUUUUCCCACAAAAUUUCAGCACAACACAUCUAAUUUCGCAUCACCACAAUUAAUUGCCUACAAUAUUAAGACGACGAGAUGAAGAGUUCGGAUAAAAGUAAAAAUGCGCCCACCCGCAAAACCUCCCCAAGUGGAAAGGAUGCGCCAAAUGAGACAAAAGGAAUCUCUUCACCACCUUCUCGUCCUAAAUGCUCGCCCGAAAGAGACACGCACGUGUGCUGGCGAAAAUCGUGCAAACACUGCAUCCCUAAACGGAAACAGCUCAAACAUUUUGUUCCAAGUUUCGCCGGUGAUCACAGCCCAAACGAAAGGACCAAAUAUAUGCUGGCCGAAAAACAGGCAAUGACUAAAAGAAUCAAAAGAAAAGUGGCUGCUGACUUCCCGUGGGUUAAAUUCAGAGACCCUUCAAUUAUAGAUGUGCCCUUGGACCAUGGCUUAGUUGGAGAGCUGCCGAUAGUUUUCCGACUCAUUCGCACGCAAAAAAGAAAUUACAGUUAUCUCAAGGGCAUGGAAUGCUCCAUUCCAAGGUAUUUGAACACGGGCUUUUACGACGGAAGUCAAGUUUUAAGCCCAGAGCACAAAACAGAUAGCGAUCGACUAGACGCACUUGCCACAGCAAUCAAUCACGUUUUCUAUAUGGAAUGCAUUGGACUGCAAUACUGGAAAGCCAUGAUGGAAAGCAAAAAUGAGAACCUCUACGCAGACGACGAUAUCGUGGAAAUAAUGGCUUGGCAGGCGUUUAUCAACACGCAAUCAGAGGAGACGUACAGACAAGAUGAUUUUGUGGAGGGAUACGAGCCGUCAGACUUUCUGUUCAACCCAGGCGUUUUGUGGCAGCUCCACCAAAACCCGGUCCUCUUCAACCAAUGGUUAAUGGCCGCUCUCUACGUCCUGCUUGGAUUUGAGAGGAAAACUGCAUUUCUCAGGUUCACGCCGAUGCCAAUGCACCUAAUGGCGCCUCUAGUUCAAAAUGUCCUGGUGUUCCUGAGAGAUCUGAGGAGAAGAAUCGGCUACGGGUUUUUAUUGAUUGGAUACUUAGUCGAUAUUUAUCCGCAGAGGGACACAAGGGUCAUCAAGCUAAUCAGAGAGGACAUCGUGGCGCCCUCACUGGCCACACUGAAGGUUCUGCUGUUGGAAGAACACUUCCAGCACCUCAUCGAGAUUUUGCCAGAAUUACUUCCGUUUUCACGGCUCCUUCGUACAGUAGGGGAAGAUGUUGUCAUGGACAUGAGAAACUAUUCUCUUCUGGACGAGGUGGAGGACCAAGACUUUUCAAACUAUUCAAGACAUCAGGUUUCCUCAUUCCUGUUUCACGCGGACCCAGCAGCACAAAAGUCUUGCUUUGGCAAAUUGAAGACUAAAAUUGAAGAUCUCAAGGAAAACAUCAACAAAAGUAAAAUUUAUCCGUCCUGGUUGUGGAGGCAAGUCCCUAUACCUAUGCAAUUGAUAUAUCAUCCAAACAGUCCUCUGUGGGUUGCAAUGGACACUUACCUUGAAGAGUAUCUUGCUUCCACCAAGAGAAAAGACUUGCCCCCCAGGAUGCACAUAAUCAAGGAAAACUACGAGACGUUGCUCGAAAGGGUGGAAAAGGCCUGCGAAAAAAGUGAGCCCCACAGAGGCUGCCUGUCAACUUUGCUGAGAGAAGAACAAAGAUUAGUCUUGGAGCAACUGAAACACUUCAGCUUUUUUAAUGAUGUAAAAUACCCAGAAGUUUUCAAGCACAGCAUGGGCGCAUUGAAAGACGAAGCACUAAGAUUAUCUAAAAUCGAAAAUAGCAGCAAGUCAGAACUGAGGAAUUUGGAAAGAAAAUUCCUGAAACAGUGGGAUGGAAAGAAGACUCCGUACAGCGGAUCUCUGUUCCAAAACCUGAAUGCUAAGCAAAGUUUGGUGGAGGCAAGCCUUCUCCAUGUCACGAACAAAAUCGUAUCAGAUGCAGCUUCACGCGAACCAACGAAAGUCUAUCAUGAUUGGGGAUUUGUUUAUUACGUUCUGCCACAAUUAGUGGACUGCUUUUAUACUGGAAGCCCUGAAAAUAAUGGUUUUAAUGACAAGUUCUCUGUUGAAUUUUUAAAUGCGAUUAUUGAAUUAUUUUCAAACGAUUACGAUUCAAAUAUUGCUUCUGAAAAUGACUGGUUCCGCAAAGUAAAUAUAUAUCACAUUCCAAAGCUUUUGGCAUUUAAUAAACUGAUGCUUGACCGCACCAGCAAGGAAAUUGCAAUAAAAUCCGGCUACUUUACAAUUCCAAUCUCAAAAAUAAGCGAAAUGUUAACAUUAAAUGCAGCAAAACACUUUUACUUAAAUGACCAUAUAAACACACCUUCCUUUGAAAUUGUGUACUACAAAUGGACCAGGAAAAUUACUAAUUGGUUGAACAUGCUAUUCUUUGCCACAACCGAGUCCAUCUCGAAAUGUUCCACUUUUACCACAGAGGAUGGAAUCAAGAAGAAGAGUUUGCUGCUGGCAAUUUAUUCGAUGGUUGAGCUGGUGACGCUUUUCCAAGUGGAAGGCUCGGCCGAGUUCUCGGCGCACCUGAAACACCUGAACCAGUUGUGCCAAAACCUGGACGAGACGUACACGGCGCUGCUGCUGGAGCAAAACGGCGGCGGCGGCGCCGAGUGUGCCGGCGCGGCGAGCGCGUGGCAAAGGGUGGGGGUGGUGCUGUACCUGCUGUACGAAAUGCGCAAGGCCGUGGACGUGCCGCGCGAGUACAGCCCUCCCGAGUACUACCCCGAGGAGGCCAAGCUGGUGCUCAGGCACUUCGCCGCCAAAGACCUGCUCAAGUUGAAACUGGCGGCGAUCGGCCUGUGCGUGACCGAGCCGCACCGCCGCAACCGCACCAUCACCACCAUGGCGCUGGUCAACAAGUCGUCGCCAAAGUUGUUCGCCCCGUACACGGCGCGCAUCAAGAAGGGCCGCAUCCGGCGCUGGCACGACGACCUGCUGCUCCCCGUCAAGCACUGUCGCUUCUGCGGCAACCUCGACCACGCCAAGCUCACCAUGUGCACCGCCUGCGUCGACAACGACGACUACCCCGACGUCAACUGGUUCUGCGGCCACGAGUGCGAGGCCGCCGCCAUGCAAAAGUGCAAACAUGAGGAUGAACAUGUUGCCUACAUUAUGAGUAAAAUUAGUAUUUAAAUAUACGUAAGUUGUU